Molecule: messenger RNA, 808 nt
Organism: Seriola dumerili (greater amberjack)
Lineage: Eukaryota; Metazoa; Chordata; Actinopteri; Carangiformes; Carangidae
Product: beta-crystallin B3-like
Exons: 5
Coding region: 1-738 (245 amino acids)
Biological process (GO): lens development in camera-type eye; visual perception
Molecular function (GO): structural constituent of eye lens
Source: RefSeq, a predicted model, not a curated record
AUGACGGAACAGCAGGGAACCCCAGACCAGCUGCCUGCAGAGAAGGGCCAGGGAGGAGCUGGAGCCACAUAUAAGUUGGCAGUUUUUGAGUUCGAGAACUUUCGUGGAAAGAAGGUGGAGUUGUCUGGUGAAUGUAAAAAUGUGUUGGAGAAGACACAGCGAGUUGGCUCAGUCAUUGUGGAGUCAGGACCCUGGGUAGGGUUUGAGCGUCCAGGUUUUGCAGGAGAGCAAUUUGUGCUCGAGAAGGGAGAGUAUCCUCGCUGGAGCACUUGGACCAACUGCCAGAGCAUCUACAGCCUGAGCUCAUUCAGGCCUCUGAAAGUGGACAGUGCAGAUCACAAGCUGAACCUGUUUGAGAAUGCAGGCUUUGAAGGCAGAAAGAUGGAGAUUGUUGAUGAUGAUGUCCCCAGUCUCUGGGCUCAUGGUUUCCAGGACCGCGUGGCCAGUGCUAAGGCUAUUAGUGGAACGUGGGUGGGAUACAUGUAUCCAGGCUACAGAGGGAGCCAGUAUGUGUUUGAGCAUGGAGACUUCAAGCACUGGAAUGAUUGGGGAGCCACUGCACCUCAGAUCCAGUCCGUCCGACGUGUGCGGGACAUGCAGUGGCACAAGAAAGGGUGCUAUAUUGCCCCUGCCCCUGCCCCUACACCUCCCAACCCCACUCCCGAUCCCAACCCCGUCCCUAACCCUAACCCUACUCCCGCUCCCAACCCCAAAUCCCAAACUCAACCCCAAUCUUAACGCCACACCUCCAGCACCUCCUACAGCAACUGGGGCAAGAUGAAGGCCAGGCCAGCCAGGACCCAGUCUC